Aspergillus steynii IBT 23096 is the source of this 1221-nucleotide messenger RNA. Its product is annotated as NAD(P)/FAD-dependent oxidoreductase. Gene Ontology annotation, cellular component: cytoplasm. Bases 1 to 1221 code for a protein of 406 amino acids. The record is from RefSeq and is a predicted model, not a curated record. The transcript has a single exon. NCBI's taxonomy places the organism in Eukaryota, Fungi, Ascomycota, Eurotiomycetes, Eurotiales, Aspergillaceae. Gene Ontology annotation, molecular function: oxidoreductase activity.
AUGUCAUCUACCAGUUUCCCCACCACCCCGAGCCAGAAACACUACGAUGUCGUGAUUAUUGGAGGCGCGACCAGUGGCACCUCGAUUGCCUGGCACUUGAGCACCAACCCGGAUUUCAGCGGCUCAGUUCUCGUCGUUGAGCGUGACCCCUCGUUGCAAUAUUCUGCCACCAAGGCAAGCAACAACUGCAUGCGCCAACAGUUUGCAACCAAGAUCAACAUCGAAAUCGCACAGUAUGCAGCAGACUUUGCCAAGCGUUUCGGGGCCAAUUUUGGCCUUGAUCCUUGCGUCCCACAGCCUCCAAUUCGCGAUUUCGGCUACCUAUACCUGUCUGAUUCCGAGUCCUUCACGAAAGUCCUCGAGAAGGAUCAACAGCUGCAGUCUCGCCUUGGUGCAGGGACGCAAAUAAUCCCUACAACAGACAUAAAAGAAAGAUACCCUUUCUUUUAUACGGAUGACCUUGACUCCGGAAGCUUGAAUACCAAGGACGAGGGGUGUUUCAAUGCGUUUGGGAUGGUCGAAUGGAUGCGCAAGACCAGCUGCGACAAUGGGAUUGAAUACAUCUGCAAUGAAGUGGUCAACAUGGUCAUCGAUAAAGGUCAAAUUCAAGCUAUCGAGCUUCUGGAUGGCGAGAGGAUUAGUGCCGACAAGGUUAUCAACGCCGCGGGCACCCGUGCCGCCCAGGUCGCUUCGUUGGUUGGGGUUGAACUACCCAUUGAGGCCCGGCGGCGAUAUACUUAUAUCUUUUCAGUUGAUGAUCCACUUUCUCAAGACCUACCUCUGACCAUUGAUCCAUCUGGUGUACACCUCCGUUCUUAUGCCGACAAGGACUAUCUUGUUGGUUGUCCGCCGACUGGGGCAGACGUCGCAGUUGAUGUGAACGACUUUAGCUUUGCCGAAAAUGCUUGGGACGAAAAGGUCUUCCCUAUUAUAUCUCGUCGUAUUCCUCAAUUUUCUACCGCGCGAGUCACUGACUCGUGGAUGGGCCACUACGAGUUCAAUACAUUUGACCACAACGCAGUCGUUGGCGCACACAACAGUAUCCGCAACUUUCUUUUCUGUGUCGGUUUCUCGGGCCAUGGGAGUCAGCAAGCCCCAGCUUGCGGUCGUGGCAUUGCGGAAUUGGUUGUGUAUGGGGAGUUCAAGACAUUGGAUCUCAGCGCACUAUCUUAUACACGGAUUCUAGAAGGUCGGCCACUGACGGAGCGAGCAGUUAUCUAA